Seminavis robusta is the source of this 2241-nucleotide messenger RNA. Lineage: Eukaryota; Bacillariophyta; Bacillariophyceae; Naviculales; Naviculaceae. The record is from the annotation of a GenBank genome assembly.
CAGAUUUUUUGACAACGUUUUUCGAAGCCGCACAUCAUUUUGCAGCUUCCAUUCCCCUCGAAGGCCGCGCUUGAAGUUAAGUCUCUUAGUAAACCCAAGGAGCAGAAGAGUGAAACUGUGCCCUUCUAUCAUUGUGGACAAAGCUAGGUUGUUGAUCAAGUUUAGUUAGUAAACCUUCAGAAGUCAACCAAAGAUCUCUUCUGCCUUUGUAUCGUGGGAAUAGAUCGAGCGCCAACGUGUCAACCCAAUCCGACCAUGACGAACAACAAGCCAAAUGAAACGACCAACAAACCCACGAGAAUUGUGCGACUAAUGCCUCUGGCAACGCUGCUUCUUUUGGGAGCCACUCAAAAAGUAGUUCAGGCCAGACAAACAAUACAGCCAUUGGCAUAUCGAUCGAAACCUGCGCUACCCUUGCCCCUACCCUUGCCCCUACCGGUCCUAGGUCUUCGCGGUGGAGCCUCCAGCUCAACUCCGGCGUUUGGACGGAGACCUGUCACACCCCAAAAGAAUAAUCCAUUUUCAUCAUCAUCAUCAUCAACUCAAAAUGACUAUUCUUCCCAAGCGAGCACCACGCAAGAUCCAGAAGAGGCCAAGGAAUUGUUAAAUUCCUUUUUGACGCGGGAUUCACGCAACACAUUCAUUGCACGAGUCUAUGGCAUUUUGGCAGGUCAACUCUUUGUCACUGGAAUCUUUGUGGCUCUGUUUGGAACGAUACCGGCACUACGCCAAUGGACGUUUGCGGGAAAUGGCGCCAUUGUACCCGUCAUUAGUCUCAUCAUUUCUACCGUCAGUUGGGCCAUUAUGGUCACAAACCCCAAUGCACGCCGAAAGGCACCCAUGAAAUGGUGGUUUCUCGGACUAUUCACUUUGGGAGAGGCAAUCUCGGUGGGAUUUGUGUCGUCGUUCUAUGCCUACCGGUCCGUCAUAUCCGCCAUGGCGGCCACGAUGGCAGCCACUAUGUCAGUCUCAGUCUACACUGUCAUGCAAAAAAAUCCAAAAUAUGACUUGACACAGUGGGGUGCUGGCCUAUCGUCAGUUGCCAUGAUAUUCCUCCUCUAUGGUAUCAUUGGAAUGCUGCAAAUGUUCAACGUCAUUCCGGCCAACUUUUUGCCAUACAACGAUGCAAUAUACAGCUUUCUAGGGGCAACACUCUUCUCCUUCUACUUGGCACAUCAUACCAGGCUCAUUGUAGCUGGAAAACAUGCAAAGUAUCAAAUGAGUGAAAAGGAUUAUGUGUUGGGGGCCAUGACCCUAUACAAUGACAUUAUCAACAUGUUCAUUUACAUUUUGAGAAUCAUUGGUGAGGACAGAGACUGAGGACUCGACUCGACUUGACUCAUAGGAAUUGUGUUACGGCUGGAUGAUACAGUACCUGCCUGGCCUGGGUAGCUCUUGAGAUGGAUACGAACAGUUUUGAUGGAGAGAUGAAACAAAACAAUACACAAUCACUAUGUGCCACUACUGUAGCUAGGCUGUUAUCGGGGUUCUACGAGGAAUGCAGUCGCAGUUGAGACUUGAUUUCGGGAUGGUUGUAGUGGGUUACUGUACUAAUAAUAAUGUAUGAACUCAACUCUGAGAUCUGAUUCGAUUCCUGUGGAUGUGCCAAUAAGUUGACUGAGCUGAAUGACAAAUGAACCGACCGCCUCUCUGGUCGCUAGGAACAAGCUAUUCUUUUUCGGUAUUUCGUACUCGUACGCUACGGGAGCUGCUACAGGUUUGGUUGCAGCUGUUUGCCAAACACCAAGGGUGGACUACAGUAUUGUAUGUAGUUGCAGGAGAAGGAGAAAGGCUGCUGGCCAAAGAAGAGUCGGGCCCAAGCAACGAAAUCUAUGGAAACAAAAAGACGGAUAAUGCAAUUCAAUGCUUCUCCAGUGGAACAGGGAAACAAAAUACCACAGCGCCAAAGGCUGUGUUUUUUGACUUGUUUCACUAAAAUUGGCUUAAAAUCCAGGCACCCUUUGCUAAAACCACAUGAAAUUUCUGAUGUGGCAGGAAAUUUCAUUUUAGCAACCACAACAAAUGCAACAUUGGAGACAGAGAAAGACUCUCCUUCGAAAAUGCCAUGGUCGAAGUACAUUCUCACAGUUUUCAGCCCACGAACAGCUGCAUUAUUCUGCAGAAGGCAUAUGUAAGUCAGGGUGUUGAGUCGAGUCGACUCAGUCGAGUGACAGUCAGCAGGCUGUCAGCAGCCCCAGGGGCUGUCUAAUUGGACAAAGGGGACGAAGGUUGUCUUGAAAG